CAUUGAAAAUCGCACGUUCCUCGGUAUGUAAACAAAAGUUUGAAACACACGCGAUCGCACGCGAGGACGAGAUCGAGAACGUGAUUGCGGUCGACAGCGCUUUCCGGGAUCUCUCUUGCGGAAUCUUGUGCGCGGUUGCUGGAGGUUAAACGCGCGGGACGAGCCGAUCAUGAACUCGAACGGGAUAAAGUUGCUGAAGAAAGCCGACCCGUAUCCGCAGGGGAUGCGGUGCCAGAAGUGUCUGGAGAUGGGGCACUGGAGUUACGAGUGCAAAGGCAAGAGGAAGUACCUGCACAGAUCCUCUCGCACCUCACAGCUGAAGAAGGCUCUGCAGCAGCAAGAGAAUGACAAUAACCAAGAGCAAAACAAGAAGGAAAAGAAUCAUCACAUCAAGAAGAAAAUGAGGCAGGAGGAGGACAAAUCUAGCAGUUCGAGCGACGGGAGCAGCGAUUUGAGCACCUCCAGCAGCAAGAGCAGCAUAAAUUCCAGCAGUAGCAACAGUAGUAGUAGCAGCAGUUCCUCGGACAGUGAGUCGGACUCCAGCGAUAGUCUGUCUAGCAGCAGCAGUAGCAGUAGUAGUAGUAGCAAUAGCAAUAGCAGUCACGGUUCCCACAAAAAGAAAUAGCACAGAUCAUGAAAUGGAGGCGAGAAGAAUUCCCGUCUCGCUUUUGUCAAAAUGAUCAUUGCUCUGUCCGAGCACAAUGCCAUUUUGCCUUGGAGCGGAACUCAAGUGAGGAAAGAGCAAGUUGAAAGCGAAGAAUACUUGACAAAAUUUUUUAUGGCUCUUGUACAAGAUACACGUGUAAUUCGUCAACAAAUACUUUUACCUCAUGUAGGUACAAAAUGUGCUUGCUUAAAAUAAGAAGUAUCUAUACUUUCGAUCUAUUUUUUAGUUUUAUAUUCUGAUCGUUAAAAUAAUUCGUUACAUUUUUGCUACUCAGCUUUUUUUAUGACAUAUUUAUAUAUAUAUAAAUUUAUGUGUAACAAACACAAACACACACACGCACACGCACACAUACACAGUGUUCCGUAAAGCGAUGAGAUAAAUCAUUUGGAAAUGAAAAUAAGAAGGAAAAAUAUGAACAUA
Messenger RNA from Wasmannia auropunctata (little fire ant), 1087 nucleotides. Its product is annotated as zinc finger CCHC domain-containing protein 10. The coding region runs from base 170 to 625 and encodes 151 amino acids. The transcript has 3 exons. Gene Ontology annotation, molecular function: nucleic acid binding; zinc ion binding. The record is from RefSeq and is a predicted model, not a curated record. Lineage: Eukaryota; Metazoa; Arthropoda; Insecta; Hymenoptera; Formicidae.